CGUUCGGGCGAUUCUUCCGUGUUACCCACGCAGGGCUUCUUCGUCACAGUAUACGUGCUUAUGAGGUCACAGAGACUCUGUCAGGAGAUAUAAAACCUCUUCAAUCUGCUACAUGAAGCCAGUGAGCUUCAUCUUCGAGUGGAGACAAACGCGACAAUAAAAGAGCAGAAAAUGGUGAAGAUAACCUUCCAGGCAGUUUCGGCGCCGAAGGCCGACAAAGACAACGAGGAAGACCACAUCGUUAUACCUCAGGCUCACGAUCAGCAGACUCUUCCAGUCAAGGGCAAGAAGCACUUCCCAACACGACUGUGCUCUCUAAUAUGUGGCGUGGUGGUCCUCAUCGUAGGAUUGACGCUAGCUUCCAUCUAUGCCUACCGUGACUACUAUUAUCCUCAGCUCGCAGCAGGAAGAGACUUCUUCCACUGUCGGGUGGUCUUCGAGGACACGGUGUACGCACCCCUUCGGGGAAGACAGGAGUUGGAGGAGAACGUGGGCAUCUACUUGGAUGAAAACUACGAGCAGAUCAGCGUUCCCGUGCCGUACUUUGGAGGCUGCGACCCGGCUGACAUCAUCCACGACUUUGAGAGGGGCCUGACUGCUUAUUAUGACAUUGCACUGGACAGCUGCUACAUCACUGAGCUAAAUACAACCAUGGUGAUGCGCCCAAGGAACCUAUGGGAGCUGCUUGUCAAUCUCAAGGUAGGGGCGUACCUCCCUCAUACGUACCUGGUCCGGGAGGAGAUGGUGGUGACGGGCCGGGUGAGGAACAUGAGACAGCUGGGCCCUUACAUCCACAGGCUGUGUUACAGCAAAGACACGUACCGCCUCAGACGCCGCAGCCAGCAUCAACGCGUGGAGCGGCGUGAUACGAAGAAGUGCCAAAGCAUUCGCCACUUUGAGAAUCCUUAUGUGGUGGAAACGAGGAUCUGCAACAGAUUCUAAGCGGACAGGCCAGCACGGAAGUGACUUUCCAACCAUACCUCUUGAAUACCACUUUUAACUGCACUUUACGACUUAUUGAACUUAUUUGCUUUCAUGUUCUGUUUUUAAUUUUAAUACUCUGUAUUUUUAUGAUGUUAUAUGUUCAGAUAUUUGUGUAGCCUGUCCCGUUGUGCAGAACUUAAUGUGAUUUUAUUUAGGAAUAUGUUAUAAAAUGGCAAACACAUACCUCAUGUAGAUUAGACGUAAGUCAUGAAUUAUGUACAGUAUGACUUCUGAUUGUUACCAAGCAAUAUAUAUGAUAUAUAUAUAAAUUUUUAAGAGUUAUUUGUUUUAUGGCAAGCAUAGUUUACUGGUGUAUAGUUUGUCUCCUUGGAUAUAAAUGGCUUUAGACUGUAAGCAAAAGAGUUUUAGCAUCAGAGGUAACCAAAGUGUGCGCCCAGCAGUUUGAUAUGGAGAAUAUCCUAGAAUGUAGAUGAUAUCCAAAAUCACUUGACUUCAACACAUUGCGUUAUUAUAAAUACACUUUUUGAUUUAUGCCUAUAAUUUGUUACUGUCUUCAACAUCCCAUGCUCAUAUAUCUAUGUAUUGUAUUCUACUGUACAGUCAAUCCUUGUAAUAUUGCUGCUUUAAGAAUAAACAAUUAAACUACA
Molecule: messenger RNA, 1592 nt
Organism: Nerophis ophidion (straightnose pipefish)
Lineage: Eukaryota; Metazoa; Chordata; Actinopteri; Syngnathiformes; Syngnathidae
Gene: itm2cb
Product: integral membrane protein 2Cb
Exons: 6
Coding region: 172-942 (256 amino acids)
Biological process (GO): negative regulation of amyloid precursor protein biosynthetic process
Cellular component (GO): extracellular exosome; plasma membrane; Golgi apparatus
Molecular function (GO): amyloid-beta binding
Source: RefSeq, a predicted model, not a curated record